AUGGCUCGCAUGUUCUUCUUGGUGCUCCCAUGCCUUGUGGCAGCAGAACCGCAGGCUCUUCGUGGUGCAGAUGUGCCACGCAAGCUCUUCGAUGAUGUGGCUUGCACUGGCAGCGGAGGCUUGUCCCAGGACUCCCCGUCAUGCUACGGAGGCCAAGUGCUUGUCGAGAGCUUCUCGCUUCACGUCCUCAGCUACGACGGCUCCACAGGUAUUGUGGACCUCAAGGCAGAAGGACCACAGGCGGCCGAGUGCGCUGGCGCAACAUUCCAAAACGAUGACAAUGCGAUCACCAUUGAGAAUGACAACGGAUGUGGGUUGGCCAACUACGAGUACUCCGUGAGGUAUUGCCCAGACCAGGACUAUGUGAUCGUGAAUCUGGUGAAGCCCUACGCCGUGCGUGUGGUGCUGCAGAGCCAGACGUGCCCAAGCGGAGCAGGGGAGGUUUGA
This is a messenger RNA of Symbiodinium natans, 447 nucleotides long. NCBI's taxonomy places the organism in Eukaryota, Dinophyceae, Suessiales, Symbiodiniaceae. The record is from the annotation of a GenBank genome assembly.